UGUGUGUGUGUGUGUGUGUGUGUGUGUGUGAGUGUGAGAAACCAUACAGGGUUGCAGCCAGGCCACAGAGACACAGCAAGCCUGAGAGAGCGGUUUGAUUGGCCACAAUGUCGUGAGGAGCAGAGGAGUAGGGGGAAGUGAAGGGCAGGGAGACAGCAUCAACCACCAUGGAGAUCUGCAUCAUCCCAAUAAACAAGGCUCAACCUGGCCUGACAAGGCCAAUCAAGAACAGUCCUGUAGGAAAACAAAUGCUAGGAUUGGCUGAGACGCGGCAUCGGUUUCAAGGCGCCCUGCUUUCUGUUGGAAGGUCUUGUGAAUGGAGGGGGCGCCUGGAAACCGGUGGAAUCUGCACGGAGUGAGAGGAGCUGCGAGCCUCUGGACUUCCAACCGCUCAGCAUGCGAACUGACGCUCUGUGUGAAUUCAAGUCGAAAAAGGAUGGAAAUAUAACAUUUUUUAAACUUUAAACAUUUUUUGUUUUGUGCUAAAGUGACAACGCUUACGUGUUAGACACGUUGGAAUAACUUGGGGUUGCAUUACUUCAAGAAAAUGGGACUUUAAGUGGUAUUUUCACCGGGUCGGGAGUGAGAGUGGGCUGCUUGGAGUCACUUACAAAGACCAUCAAGAAGUCAUGACACGACGAACGUUUCACUUGGAUUUAACUUCAUAAAAUACGAGGAAAAACGGUCGCAGCAAUUUUAACUCGAAGCACUCGUAUUACAGGCUAACGUGGUGCGACAAUUAAUGUAGAUUUCUUCGCUUUUUAACAGUUUUCAAGUCGCCCUACUUGGAUCAAAGUUUUUUCCUUCCCUCCCCCCCUCCUCCUCAACUAUGGCGGCGGCCAGGUCCACCACUGGCUCAGUGUUGCUGCGGAUCAUGUGGCUGGUGUGCGGGUUGUCCUUCUCAUCCACUUCUGCUCAACAUUACAACAGUGAGAGUGGGAUUUCUAUCCCAGAACACGGGUUCUGCCAGCCCAUCUCUAUCCCGCUUUGCACCGACAUCGCCUACAACCAGACCAUCAUGCCGAACCUCCUGGGCCACACGAACCAGGAGGACGCCGGGCUAGAGGUGCACCAGUUCUACCCUCUGGUUAAGGUCCAGUGUUCUGCUGACCUAAAGUUCUUCCUCUGCUCCAUGUAUGCACCAGUCUGCACAGUGCUGGAGCAGGCCAUACCCCCUUGUCGGUCCCUGUGUGAGCGUGCACGGCAGGGAUGUGAAGCCCUCAUGAAUAAGUUCGGCUUCCAGUGGCCGGAGCGGCUCCGCUGCGAGGCUUUCCCCGUCCACGGAGCCGGUGAGAUCUGCGUCGGUCAGAACACGUCCGAACCCAGCGGCCCGGCCUCGUCCUCCCCCUAUGCACCCGAUGCUGUGACCCUUCCCCCAAACAUAGGCCGACCCAACCCACACCCGCCCCAGCACAACCAGUUCUCCUGCCCUCUACAGCUGCAGGUGCCUACGUACCUGGGCUACCGAUUUAUGGGGGUCAACGACUGCGGGGCCCCAUGUGAGCCCACUAAACCCACCGGCAUCAUGUAUUUCCGGGAGGAUGAGGUCAAAUUCGGCCGGCUGUGGGUUGGAAUCUGGUCCAUUCUGUGCUGUGUGAGCACCUUAUUCACAGUGCUCACAUAUUUAGUGGACAUGAGGCGGUUCAGGUACCCCGAGAGGCCCAUCAUCUUCUUAUCUGGGUGCUAUUUCAUGGUGGCGGUAGCCUACGCUGCUGGAUUUUUCCUGGAGGACAAAGUUGUUUGCGUGGAUAAAUUCAAAGAUGACGCCUACAGGACAGUGGCUCAGGGGACUAAAAAGGAGGGCUGCACCAUCCUCUUCAUGGUGUUGUACUUUUUUGGUAUGGCCAGCUCCAUCUGGUGGGUGAUUUUGUCCCUGACUUGGUUCCUCUCUGCCGGGAUGAAAUGGGGCCAUGAGGCGAUUGAAGCCAACUCCCAGUACUUCCACCUGGCCGCUUGGGCUGUCCCGGCCAUCAAAACCAUCACCAUCCUUGCCAUGGGCCAGGUGGACGGCGACGUCCUGACCGGGGUGUGUUUCGUUGGGAUCUUCAACGUGGACGCCCUCCGCGGCUUCGUCCUGGCUCCGCUUUUUGUCUACCUGUUCAUCGGUACAUCCUUCCUCCUGGCCGGCUUUGUGUCCCUCUUUCGGAUCCGCACCAUCAUGAAGCACGACGGCACCAAGACGGAGAAGCUGGAGAAGUUGAUGGUGCGGAUCGGCGUGUUCAGUGUGCUCUACACGGUACCGGCCACCAUAGUGAUCGCCUGUUACUUCUACGAGCAGGCCUUUAGGGAGCACUGGCAGCGGACCUGGCACAUGCAGACAUGCAAGCGGUUCGCCGUACCCUGCCCGGUUCACAACUUCGCCCCCAUGACUCCAGACUUCACCGUGUUCAUGAUCAAAUACCUGAUGACCAUGAUCGUCGGCAUCACUUCGGGUUUCUGGGUCUGGUCCGGCAAGACUCUCCAAUCAUGGCGGAGUUUCUACAAGCGCCUUAGCAACGGUAACCAUGGAGAGACAACGGUGUAAAGUUUCGAGGAAGAAAAGGCACAAAGCCCGUGGGCUUUUGGAUACAAUAACCAUGUAAAUGAGGUCAAAUAGCUUUCCUUUUUAAUACUAUUUUGGACAUUUUUUUCCACAUGUGUCUUCAGGUUGUGACAGCAAUUCAGGCUUUUGGACACCAACCAAACUUUAAUCUAUAUUCGAUAGAAGUUGGAUGAUUUUUUCAAUAUAUUUCCUUUUUUUUUUUUUUUUUUUUUGUCGUUAUCAGCCCACACUCCUGGCUUUUGCAUCUUUGGAUUAUAAACUGGUGUGAAUUGCCAUAGUGGUCCCUGGACUGUAAUGCCUGGCUGGAGAGGGUUUCUUUUAAUAUGAAACUUCCUACAUAUUAUUGAAUAUAUCCUAUUACAAUUUGAAUGUACAUCCUGUCUACUUCGUGAGAGUUUUUCAGUGGAAAACACCAUAACAGAAAAGACUGAUGGAUCUAGCAGCGUGGCCAUCUGCCCAUGCUGCAGCAAAAAGGUCAAUGGUUUGAUCCUUACCACCGACACCCUCUGACUGUGAAUUCAUUAAUUUUGGAUGCCUGGAUUAUACAUGUACAUUUUAGGUUACUCUGCUUUUAGCUAAAGACCGAAAUGCUUUAAUAUGUGUUAGAUAUUGCAGAGUACAAUCUCGCCUGUUUUUAAUCUGAGAAAAAGUCCAACUAGUGACUCCAUGCCAUUAUGUGCCAAGUGGCUGCCCACAAAUCAAAACUUUAUUUCAUUUUUUUUUUUUUUACUUUAAUUUUUCAGACUGUUGAGUAUUUGCUUCUGUAUUGAAUGUUCACUCCGAAGGUGAAUGAAGUUAUGUAUUGGUUUGCACAGCUAUCCUAAAGGUUAAAAGUGUUAAAAAUGACUGAUUCAUCACAGGAUGACCUGGAUUAAACAGUAAGGGAGACCACACACACACACACACACACACACCACUCUGCAAUGACACAACAGCUUAUUGUUUGUCUCUGUGUGUGGUCUUUCAACUAUUGGAUCCCUCAUCAAAAAGACUUCUAGGUUUUAAGACCUCCAAAGCACCAUUUCAAAGAUCCAGAUUUAAUCCAUACUGGGUGAAAAUGGUUGCUUGAGAUUUUUGAUGUUAUUUUAUACACAUUCACGCUUGUAUUCUAGCCAGUGUAACUGAAUCUGCCUUAAUCCCUCACUUGAAGUGUUAUAUGUUUUUCACAAGCAGACUGAACAUUUCAGAGUUUUUUAAUGAAGCAUUAUUUUAGUGUCUUGGCUACCUUACAGAAGCCCUCAAAACACAUAAACUGCAUUUAUUGUCCCUGAGUCUGGAAACGGGACUUGUGUUUGAUGUUUUAAAUCUCGGGAAACACCAGAAAGGAGGUCAAAGGUCACUACCUUGUGGAAUAAAUUUUUAUUUGGAGGGACAGCAGUGGAGACGGACUGUGCAGAGGUGGAUUGUUUAAUUCGGGACAGAAUCACUUGAGACAAUACACUAAUUUAUUAAUAAAAGUUAUUAAAAUUAAACAAUCACAUACAUAGUUAAACAACCCAAAAGUGUAUUUCAGUACUGUUCAUUUAUUUUCUGAAAGUAGUUCAACACUAUUUAUUCAAGUAAGAAAACACUACAUUUAGAAUAACAGUGUCCUCACUUAACAGUGCUGAAUGCAUCAUUGGUAACCUAAAGCAUCAACGUAAAACGGUAACCAGUGAUUUAGUCCCAUUGCUAAUCCUCUGUUGCAUCUAAUACACUGAAUUUAAUGAGUAACCCGCAGUUUAUUUCUCUGACUAAAUAAUGAAAUCGGUAGGAGAUCUUGUGGGGCAAAAAAAGCGUGUUAUUCUAACGGAGUCAGCUGCAAGGCAGCAUGUGUUUGCCAGAAGGUUUUUGUUUCUUGUCAUGUAGAACAUUUUCUUUACAUACAUCACAUGUAAAUGAUGAAUAGAAACACCCUGCAACAAUGGGGGUAAACUAAUUACCUUAAAGACUUGGUGUUCUAGUGCAUUUUAAUCUCUAAAGCUGUGUCUUGAAUCCACUCAUACUAAUAGUAGAACAUAUGUAUAUUUUCUACUAGUGUAUACACUUAAGUACCAAUCCUCAUCGUAUACUCUUAAAGCGGUUUGUCUACGAGAAGUGCCACAGUUCCCAUUUGAAUGCACUAUACCUCAAACCUAGGAUAAAAUUAGUAUGUAGGAUUGAGUUAGGAAGCAGGUCAACACUCCACUACCCAUAUCUCGUGUCCAUAUUUUAACCGUAUGAGGUAAUUGCCUUCAGGCAGCUGAAUCUGCCAGUGUCAGUGAUACCAGACUGAUGUUUGUCUUGUGCUAAGUUUUCAGAAGGAAUAUAAGUGUGUGGUUUUCUUUUUUUAUUGGAACAUAUGCAGCCUACCAAGUAAACACAGACUCUGUUUUGUAAAGGCAUAUUGUAUUUAUGGGGAUACUCAUUUUUGUCUUUUUUUUUUUUUUUUCUUUUUUUUUUACAUGUUUUUUAAAUGAGAUAAGCCUGUUGUAUGUGUACAGUUUGAAUAAAAUUGUUAAGGUUUGUAAUGCGUUGCUCCUUGUGGUUUGUCUUCAGGUGAACUCUUGUGCAUGUUGAGCUUCACAGUAAAUGUAUGACCUUGGAAAUAGCCAUUGACAAAACAUCUCAAUCUCAGAGUAAUUAGACCUUGAGUUCAGAUUGUUUUGUCAACAUAUGCAUGGUAUUUAUUGUUAAAUAAUGCACCACCGUAUUGCUGUCACUUACCACUUUAACCUUAUGGCACGCCAGUGAAAAUACUUUUCAUUCAUGGGCAGGACACAUGACUUUGUAGACAUUAGUAAUGACACACAGGCAACAUUGUGAUGCUGCUUAGCAGCACUUAGGCCAAUAAGUGAACAACACAAGUCACACAAUCCUUAAUGUUAUUGAUUAUAACUUGAUACUUUUUAUUGCUUGCACUGUCUUCAGAAUCAGGUUUAUUGGCCAGGUAUGUCUGCACAUACAAGGAAUUUGACUAGCUUUAAUCAUACAAGAACAAGUUAUUCUGUGUAACAUUACUCUGAGAAUAGUAGUGAUUCUGUUUACCUGCCAAAGAUCUGUUACUUGAUGAAAGUCGAACAUACCAACAUGUAAAUAA
This is a messenger RNA of Perca flavescens (yellow perch), 5600 nucleotides long. RefSeq names its product frizzled-7-A. The transcript is spliced from 3 exons. Gene Ontology annotation, cellular component: plasma membrane. The coding region runs from base 830 to 2524 and encodes 564 amino acids. Lineage: Eukaryota; Metazoa; Chordata; Actinopteri; Perciformes; Percidae. Gene Ontology annotation, molecular function: Wnt-protein binding; Wnt receptor activity. Gene Ontology annotation, biological process: non-canonical Wnt signaling pathway; canonical Wnt signaling pathway. The record is from RefSeq and is a predicted model, not a curated record.